UAGAAUCGGUGGAUUUGAGCGCCUGCGUGGACAACCUACGAACGCACGGAUACAAUGGCGGGGAUGAAGCUCAAGUUUAAUGAUUAAUGUUAACAAGUAUAUAUGGCAGCUCUUUAAGAAACAGCCGUGAAUUUAAGUUCACCGAAGUUUCACUAUUGUCACAUCCGGACGGAGGAAAGCUUGAAGUUCCGGAUCCAUCUCGCAUGUCACCAUGACAUUAAUACAAAAGUUGACAAGAUUGAGUGGAUAUGUGCACUUGAAACAAGGUUUGGAGUGUUUGGGAACCAGUUCUCAGAGCAAGAGAUUACAGCACACUGCAUCCCAUUCAUCCUCAUGCAACUAUCAGCUGCUGCCUGACUGCUUAGAGCUCAACUAUGGUGGUCUUGUUAUGCACUUUGACUACGUUUGGCUGCGAGAUCACUGCCGCUCAGCUUCAUGCUUCAACUCAAAAACAAACCAGCGUAACCUGGACACUGCCAGCGUUGAUUUGAACAUCAGACCUUCAAAGAGCAGAGUGGAUGAAAACAACCUCUUCCUGACAUGGCCAGAUGGACACAUCACGCGGUACAGCCUAACAUGGCUGGCCCAGAACAGCUACGAGGGCCAGAAGAAAAGUUCUGUGCAACCUCGUAUCCUGUGGAAUGCAGAUAUCUACUCCAGUGCUAAGGUGCCCUCUGCAAGUUGGGACAAGUUCAUGAGCUGCGAUGAGGAGCUGAAGAACUUCCUCAACAAUUUCCUGCUUUAUGGAAUUGCCUUCGUCGAAGGCGUCCCACCAACCCUAGAAGCUACAGAAACAGCAACCCAAAGAGUGAGCCUCAUCAGGGAGACCAUGUACGGGCGGAUGUGGAACUUCACUUCAGAUUUUUCUCGUGGAGAUACAGCCUACACAAAGCUGGCACUGGAUCGACACACUGACACGUCGUACUUUCAAGAACCCUGCGGCAUCCAGGUGUUUCACUGUCUGAGACAUGAAGGAACAGGUGGCAGAACUCUGCUGGUGGACGGUUUCCACGCCGCUGACGUGGUGCUCCGGCAAACGCCCGAGAACUUUGCGCUGCUUUCCCACGUGCCGAUCAAGCACGAGUAUAUCGAGAACCUGAGUGAGCAUCGCAACCACAUGAUCGGCAUUGGCCCCGUGCUCAACGUUUAUCCGUGGAACAACGAGUUGUACAUGAUUCGGUAUAAUAACUAUGACCGUUCUGUUAUUAACACAGUCCCUCAUGAUAUGGUGCGGCGCUGGUACACGGCUCACAGGCAGCUCACUGCUGAGCUGAGGAGACCAGAGAAUGAGCUGUGGGUUAAACUUAAACCAGGCAAGGUUCUGUUCAUCGAUAACUGGCGUGUUCUGCAUGGCAGAGAGUCAUUCACCGGCCUGCGGCAGCUGUGCGGAUGUUAUCUGACGCGUGAUGAUGUGCUGAACACAGCUCGCUUUCUGGGUCUCCAGGCUUGAGUGCUAAAGUAGCCAAAUGUCAUUUACCAAAAACAAGUUGAUUUCUCAAGCGUUAGGAUAGCAGAGGAUCAGCACAGGAUCACAA
This is a messenger RNA of Labeo rohita (rohu), 1535 nucleotides long. RefSeq names its product trimethyllysine hydroxylase, epsilon (gene tmlhe). Gene Ontology annotation, biological process: carnitine biosynthetic process. The record is from RefSeq and is a predicted model, not a curated record. The transcript is spliced from 8 exons. NCBI's taxonomy places the organism in Eukaryota, Metazoa, Chordata, Actinopteri, Cypriniformes, Cyprinidae. Gene Ontology annotation, molecular function: iron ion binding; trimethyllysine dioxygenase activity. Bases 212 to 1450 code for a protein of 412 amino acids. Gene Ontology annotation, cellular component: mitochondrion.